Setaria italica (foxtail millet) is the source of this 932-nucleotide messenger RNA. RefSeq names its product protein DMP3. The coding region runs from base 50 to 823 and encodes 257 amino acids. The record is from RefSeq and is a predicted model, not a curated record. The transcript has a single exon. Gene Ontology annotation, biological process: endomembrane system organization. NCBI's taxonomy places the organism in Eukaryota, Viridiplantae, Streptophyta, Magnoliopsida, Poales, Poaceae.
UCCAUCGAAGCCCACUUCGGUGCCCGGCUCGAUCGAUCUCUGGCUCACAAUGGCCGCGGCCGCGAGUGUGCCGAGCGGAGGCGACGUCCGCAAACAGAUAGCGCAGCCCAGCGCGGGCGCGGCGACCACCACCGGCGCGGACGUGAUACGCGAGAGCUCGGCCGCGCCGAGCCCCUUGCGCGGCACCACUACGACCCCGCCUCGGCAGCUCAAGGCGCCCCCGCCGCCGCCCCCAGCAACGGCGGCGCCGGCGGCCAUCGACAAGACGCUGGCGAGCGUGGCCAACCUCGCCAAGCUGCUGCCGACGGGGACGGCGCUGGCGUUCCACUCGCUGUCCCCUUCCUUCACCAACCGCGGCGCGUGCCUGCCAUCCAACCGCUACCUCACCGCCGCGCUGCUCUACCUCUGCUUCCUCUCCUGCAUCUUCUUCUCCUUCACCGACAGCUUCGUCGGCGGCGACGGCAAGCUCUACUACGGCCUCGCCACGGCGAAAGGGUUCCUCGUGCUCAACUACACCGGCGACAGCGGCGACGACGAGGAGGAGGACGCGGAGCGGCGGAGGCAGGUGUUCAGGAACCUCCACAGGCUCAGGAUGCGGUGCGUGGACUUCGCGCACGCGGGCUUGUCGGCGGCGGUGUUCCUGACGGUGGCGUUCAGCGACCCCGCCGUGCAGAGCUGCUACUUCCCCGACGCCAGCGGCAACGUGAAGCAGGUGCUCACCAACCUGCCCCUCGGCGCCGGCUUCCUGUCCAGCAUGGUGUUCCUCGUCUUCCCGACGACUCGGAAGGGGCUCGACUACACAGGUCGGUCCACAAACGCUUAGAAGGGUUUGUUCUGAAAGGGAACUUGUGAGGCCAUAUGCAUGUAUAAAGUGUACUUUCAAUCCAGAAUUGGUAAAUGUGGAGGUGAAAUAAAGAAAAUACAAGCCGCAA